Molecule: messenger RNA, 516 nt
Organism: Rhagoletis zephyria (snowberry fruit fly)
Lineage: Eukaryota; Metazoa; Arthropoda; Insecta; Diptera; Tephritidae
Source: RefSeq, a predicted model, not a curated record
AUGUACCGUUACGGCCUUGCACUUCUCUUCUUCAUCUCCUGGGCGCAGAGUACACUGGCUCUUCGCGAGGGACAGUGUGAAGUUUGUGUUGGCGUCCUCAACAAACUGGCCUCGAAACUUGGCGCCGACGAAAAGUCCAACCCCGAGCUUAUUGAGCAACGUUUUCGCGAGCUAUGCCUUGAGACGAAAAAGGCCGAGAACCGAUUUUGCUACUACAUUGGUGGUUUAGAAGAGUCCGCAACUAAGAUUCUUGGCGAAAUGUCCAAGCCUUUAAGUUGGAGCAUGCCAGCUGAUAAAAUUUGCGAAAAGCUGAUGAAAAAAGAUCCUCAAAUCUGCGACCUUCGUUACGAGAAAACGAUUGACUUGAAGACUGUUGAUCUGAAGAAGCUUCGCGUCAAAGACUUGAAGAAAAUCUUGUCUGACUGGGACGAGGUGUGCGACGGCUGCAUCGAGAAGGCUGAAUUCAUCAACCGAAUUGAGCUGCUUAAACCAAAGUAUGUUCGAGAAGAGUUAUGA